Messenger RNA from Dentiscutata erythropus, 651 nucleotides. Lineage: Eukaryota; Fungi; Glomeromycota; Glomeromycetes; Diversisporales; Gigasporaceae. The record is from the annotation of a GenBank genome assembly.
AUGAGAAAUUUAUUAUACAAGUUUACAAAUGCGGAUCAAAAAGAACUAGAAAGUUUGUUAGCACAUGGGUUUUAUUCUGCUGGUAUUUCAUUUAAUAUUUUAGAAAAUGAUGAUAUAAAAGCUUUUUUUUUAAAGGCAUUACCAUACUUUAAAUUGCCUACACGUUAUUUUCUUUCAAACUCUCUUCUUACUAAAGAGUAUUCUGGUUUAAACACUGAUGCGCCAAUUGAAAGAGAGCUUAUACGUCUUGCUGGACCAGAAAAUAAAGACCAAGUUUUAGAAGAACUUUCAGAAUAUGUAGGAAAAACUGGUGGAUUUUCAGCUAAUUAUUUAUGGGCAACAUCGGCUUCCUCUGAACGAAACUGGUCAUCAUUUAAUUUUGUCCACUCAAAAUUACGUAAUCGCUUACAUAAUCCACGUGUAGAAAAAAUAGUAUAUAUUUACUGGAAUCUUCAAAUUUUACAUUCUUUAAAGUGGUCACUUUCAGUUAAAGAAUUAAGAAAUAGUAGCAAUUUAAUUGAAGACAACGUAGUUAAUUUAAAAUUAAAUGAAACCAACUCAGUUGAGGAAAAUAAUAUAGAUGAUUCUUUAUCUGAUAGUCCGUUAUAUAUAGAUAGUAUGGAUUAUGCCGACGAAAUUGACGAUAAAUAG